AUGGAUUCAACCAUCGCUGCUUCGACAGGACUGCCGGCUAGCAUCAUUGUCCUUAUCAUCACAGUCAUUAUUCUAGUAGCGGUCACGGUUCAUCGUGGGCUUACCAUUGAUCACAGUCCUGGGGAGCCUCCAAUCAUCAAGCCGGCGAUCCCCUAUAUCGGCCACAUACUGGGAAUCAUCCGGCAUGGCACACAGUAUUUUGAGCUUGUCAACCGCGACACUCGGUACCCGAUCUACACGUUGCCCACCUUAUCGACUAGACAGUACAUUGUCACUUCUCCUCAGAUUGCUGCUCAGCUCCAGCGACAGCACAAGGACCUCGCCUUUUACAAUGUCAUUCUAGAAGUCACGCGCAGAUUGACCAGCCUCAAGCCAAGUACCAUGAAGAUUGUCAUGAAGAACGUCAAUGCCGAGCAAGGUGACUGGGGCCUGAUGCCGACUAUGCAUGACAUGUUCAACACGGUACUCGGACGAGGGGAGUCAUUGAAAGACCUUACUCGUUCGCAGAUGUCGAUUUUCUCCGAGAUGCUGAACGAGGUUGCCGUGGGAGGAGAUUGCCUGGAAACGGAUCUGUUUGGAUGGAUCAAGUCAACCUUUGCUUUUGCCAAUGCAAAGUCGAUCUAUGGUCCAGAAAACCCCUUUGCCCUUGAUCCCAGCUUGGUCGAUUCUUUCUGGGACUUUGAGGCUGGUAUGCUGGCCCUUAUUAUUGACAUUUUUCCUUCCAUCACAGCCAGGAGGGCAUAUCUGGGACGAGAGGCGAUUGCCAAAGCCCUGGUUGACUAUGUCAAAGAGAAGCGGUGGCGCAAGGCUUCUCUUCUCAUUCAAAACCGCAUCAGCAUCAACCUGAGCCAUGGAUUUACCGAGGCCGAAGCAGGCCGAUCAGAGAUCAUCUUGCUCUUUGCAAUCCUCGGAAACGCUGUGCCGUCCACGUUCUGGAUUCUUGCCAAUAUCAUCAGCCGUCCAGAGCUACUGACGCAGAUUCGGAACGAGCUUCAAUCGGCUGUCACUGACGAGGGGAGUGGAGGCAAAAGCAUCAAUCUCUCCGUCAUCGAAACCUCCUGCCCACUUUUUGUGUCGACGUACAGGGAGUCCCUACGCAUGAUCGGCAACCUAGCCUCACUUCGAUACGUAUUGAGGGACACGGUCAUUGGGCAACAUUACCUGCGAAAGGAUUCUAUUAUACAAGUGGCUGGAAUCAUCAUCCACCAUGACCCGCAAACCUGGGGCCAAGACAGCGACCAGUUCAACCCUCGACGUUUUAUCAAGGGCCAGGCAUCUGUGGCGGAUAACGAUUCAGAGCCAUCGGGCUUGGACCUCAAGGAGCCGACGGCAACACAACUGCCUCCUGGCGUCCCCUCGGCGGCAUUCCGUCUCUUUGGCGGGGGCAGUGUGGUGUGCCCGGGACGACACUUUGCGCAAAGUGAAAUCCUUGCUUUCGUUGCGUACCUAUUGAUGGCAUUCGAUAUCUCUACUCCAGAUGGAACACCCAUCACACUACCUCCGCGAGACAAUGAAAAAAUCCCUUUGAGCGUCAUCAAACCCAAAGGCGAUAUGAAAGUCAGGAUUAACAGACGAAAAGGGUAUGAAGAUGUCUCGUGGCGUCUGGUGGCUGAUGGUUUCCACUGA
Molecule: messenger RNA, 1626 nt
Organism: Fonsecaea nubica
Lineage: Eukaryota; Fungi; Ascomycota; Eurotiomycetes; Chaetothyriales; Herpotrichiellaceae
Exons: 2
Coding region: 1-1626 (541 amino acids)
Molecular function (GO): oxidoreductase activity, acting on paired donors, with incorporation or reduction of molecular oxygen; heme binding; monooxygenase activity
Source: RefSeq, a predicted model, not a curated record